Messenger RNA from Porites lobata, 837 nucleotides. The record is from the annotation of a GenBank genome assembly. Lineage: Eukaryota; Metazoa; Cnidaria; Anthozoa; Scleractinia; Poritidae.
AUGAUGAGCAUGAUUGAAAAAAAGUUUGCUAAUAAAGAUUUAGAAAUUGAGCUGACAUCAUAUAUUGAUAAUCAGCAAAAUGUUUGGUUCCGAGGAAAAGAUGUUGCUGAGAUCCUUGGUUAUAGUAAAACAAGAGAUGCAUUAUUAAAGCACGUUGAUAACGAGGAUAAGCAACAAAUAUUUACUCCUCAUGCCAGCGUCCACAAAACGUGGACGGUGGGUCCGAGUGGCAGUUUAUGUACUUAUAUUAAUGAAUCCGGGUUCUACUCUCUCGUUUUAUCCUCAAAAUUGGAAACAGCAAAAAAGUUUAAACAUUGGGUAACUUCACAAGUCCUCCCAUCCAUCCGCAAAUAUGGCCAAUACAAACUAUUUGAUAGCCCCUGGAAUAAGAUGAUCAUGAUUGGCAAUGAGACCGACCUCCAUUAUAAAGUAGUGGACCUCAUAAGGAGAUAUUAUCCAGAUUCCAUAUUAGUAGCCGGUCUGGGAGAGAAUCAAGAUACUGAGAAUAAGAGACUGGAUUCGUAUAAGAAAGGAUAUAUGAGAGGACAGCCUGAUCUAAUGGUACUCGAUUAUCACAAAGAUUAUAAAGGCCUCUGUAUUGAAUUCAAAUCACCAACUAAUAAUUAUCAUGUGUCAGAAGCCCAACUGGAGAUGAAGAAAAAGUACGUUAAUAAUAGCUAUGCAUUUAUACUCAGUAAUGAUUAUGAUAAGAUAAGCAAAAAUAUUCAUGAGUAUAUGAAAGGCAUAAGAGUACCGUGUAAAUAUUGUAUCAAACGAUUCCUUAAUACGGACACACUAAAAAUGCUUUAUGAAAUAAUCCAUCGAAUUGAAAAAUAA